GGGUUCGUGCCCUCGCCUCCCGCGUCUCACACACGGGCGAGCGCGGCCCCAGCAGAACAGGAACGGCUCCGCCUCUCGCCGCCUAGCUCGCGGUCUCGCACCAUUUCCUUCGCUCCAAGAAAAGGCGCCGCCAUGGCCAUGGCGGCGCUGCGCGGGGCCUCCCGCUGCCUGGCGCCAAGGGGGAGCGCCGUGGCCGCGCGGCCCAUGCUCCUGGCGCACUCGCGCGGAAUCACCUACAAGCUCUUCAUUGGAGGCUUAUCACAGUUUGCAACGGAAGACAGCCUAGCAGAAGCGUUCUCUCGUUACGGCCAAGUAAUAGAAGCUACGAUCAUCACGGAUAAGGUGACCAACAGACAAAAGGGGUUUGGCUUCGUGAAAUUUGCUUCCGAGGAAGAAGCCAAUAACGCGAGGGAAGAGAUGAACGGCAAGGUACUGAAUGGCCGUGUGAUCUACGUCGACAUUGCAAAGGCCAAACUGGACCGGGAUGUAGAUGCCCUGCCAAUAGCGAGAGGCCCUCCUAAGCCAAUUGGCAACGACUGAAAAAGAAUGGCCUGGUGUGUAGACUCCAUACUUCUCCUCUGCUCCUCUCUGCUGUACUAGUUCACUCCUCAUAUUCGGAAGCUCUAGAUAUGGAGUGAUGUUUAAUAAUGUGUCGAGGUUUUGCGAGAAUACAAAUCAAGUCCACUUAAUAAAUAUAGUACUUGUGAGAUGUUUGUCCGGAUCA
Messenger RNA from Panicum virgatum (switchgrass), 724 nucleotides. Its product is annotated as small RNA-binding protein 11, chloroplastic-like. Gene Ontology annotation, molecular function: RNA binding. The record is from RefSeq and is a predicted model, not a curated record. Lineage: Eukaryota; Viridiplantae; Streptophyta; Magnoliopsida; Poales; Poaceae. The coding region runs from base 133 to 540 and encodes 135 amino acids. The transcript has 4 exons.